AGGUGCCACAAUGAGUGUGAAGAAGUACUUGCUGAAGGGCCUGCACCGGCUGCAGAAGGGGCCUGGCUACACCUACAAGGAGCUGCUGGUGUGGUACUGCGACAACACCAACACCCACGGCCCCAAGCGCAUCAUCUGUGAGGGGCCCAAGAAGAAGGCCAUGUGGUUCCUGAUUACCCUGCUCUUUGCUGCCCUCGUCUGCUGGCAGUGGAGUGUCUUCAUCAACACCUACUUCAGCUGGGAGGUCAGCGUUUCCCUCUCCUUAGGCUUCAAGACCAUGGACUUCCCGGCCGUCACCAUCUGCAAUGCCAGCCCCUUCCAAUAUUCCAAAGUCAAGCAUUUGCUGAAGGACCUGGAUGAGCUGAUGGAAGCUGUCCUAGAGAGGAUCCUGGCUCCUGACCCCAGCCUUGCCAAUGCUACGAGGGCCCUGAACUUCACCAUCUGGAACCAUACACCUCUGGUUCUCAUCGAUGAGCGGAACCCCCACCACCCAGUUGUUUUUGACAUCCUUGCAGAUAACCACAAUGGCUCAGCAGCAGCAAGAAUCUGUAAUGCCCAGGGGUGCAAAAUGGCCAUGAGACUAUGCAGGCUCAACAGGACCGACUGCACCUUCCAGAACUUCACCAGCGCCACCCAGGCAGUGACGGAGUGGUACGUCCUGCAGGCCACCAACAUCUUCUCCCAGGUGCCCACCUGGGAGCUGGUGCAGAUGGGCUACCCCUCGGAGCAGCUGAUCCUGGCCUGCCUGUUUGCGGCUGAGCCCUGCAGCUACCGGAACUUCACGUCCAUCUUCUACCCUCAUUAUGGCAACUGUUACAUCUUCAACUGGGGCAUGACAGAGAAGGCACUCCCUUCAGCCAACCCUGGAACUGAAUUUGGCCUGAAGUUGAUCCUGGACAUAGGCCAGGAAGACUACGUGCCCUUCCUUGCAUCCACGGCCGGGGUGCGGCUGAUGCUUCACGAGCAGAGGUCCUACCCCUUCAUCAGAGAGGAGGGCAUCUAUGCCAUGUCAGGGACAGAGACAUCCAUCGGGGUGCUGGUGGACAAGUUACAGCGCAAGGGCGAGCCCUAUAGCCCGUGCACCAUGAACGGCUCCGACGUCCCUGUCCAGAACUUCUACAGCAGCUACAACACGACCUACUCCAUCCAGGCCUGUCUUCGCUCCUGCUUCCAAGACCAAAUGAUCCAGAACUGUAGCUGUGGCCACUACCUCUACCCCCUGCCCCCUGGGAAGAAAUACUGCAACAAUAAGGACUUCCCGGACUGGGCCCGCUGCUACUCAGACCUGCAGGUGAGCGUGGCCCAGAGGGAAAACUGCAUCAACCUGUGCAAGGAAUCCUGCAAUGACACCCAGUACAAGAUGACCAUCUCCAUGGCCGACUGGCCGUCUGAGGCCUCCGAGGACUGGAUUUUCCACAUCUUGUCCCAGGAGCGGGACCAAAGCACCAAUAUCACCUUGAGCAGGAAGGGAAUCGUCAAGCUCAACAUUUACUUCCAAGAGUUCAACUACCGCACCAUUGAAGAAUCGGCAGCCAAUAACAUCGUCUGGCUGCUCUCAAACCUGGGUGGCCAGUUCGGCUUCUGGAUGGGGGGCUCAGUGCUAUGCCUUAUCGAGUUUGCGGAGAUCAUCAUCGACUUCGUGUGGAUCUCCAUCAUCAAGUUGGUGGCCUUUGCCAAGAGCCUGCGGCAGCGCCGAUCACAAGCUCGCUAUGCUGGGCCACCACCCACCGUGGCCGAGCUGGUGGAGGCCCACACCAAUCCCGGCUUCCAGCCUGACACGGCCAACCACAGUCACAGCACAGGGACCUACCUUGAUGAGCAGGCCCUGACCAUUCCGGGCACCCCACCCCCUAACUAUGACUCCCUGCGUCUGCAGCCCCUGGAUGUCAUCGAGUCCGACAGUGAGGGUGACGCCAUCUAGCCCUGUCCCUGCCCACUCUGGGCAGCUUAGGAACUCGAAGCUGAGAAGCAGAGGCCAUUGGUCAAGUCCUCCUUUUAUGGUGCCCUCUCCAAAGGACCAGAUGAGAGGUGUCCAAGCCCAGAAGUUGAAUCUCUCAGCAUUGAGACAAGCAGCAAGUGGCCAGUCCCAGGUUGAGGGCUCCACAGGGCCACAGGGCUGUGCAGGCUGUGGGGACCGUGUUUCUCCCUGGCUCCUGAGCACAUCCCCACCUGUCCUGAUCCUUUCCCUG
Molecule: messenger RNA, 2189 nt
Organism: Otolemur garnettii (small-eared galago)
Lineage: Eukaryota; Metazoa; Chordata; Mammalia; Primates; Galagidae
Gene: SCNN1B
Product: sodium channel epithelial 1 beta subunit
Exons: 12
Coding region: 11-1921 (636 amino acids)
Biological process (GO): sodium ion transmembrane transport
Cellular component (GO): membrane
Molecular function (GO): ligand-gated sodium channel activity
Source: RefSeq, a predicted model, not a curated record